UCUGGGUUCACACCAGCGGCGCUUUUGCUGCCGGGGAACGGAACAUUGACCCCGGGACGGAGCGAGAGCCGCUGGAUGGAGGGGAAGGGGGAGGAGUAGGUGCCGUCACAAAGCCACCGGACAACGCGUGGCCCGUCACCAGGGUGACGGUGGAUCGAAAGAACCCCCCUCUCCGUGGCAACCGGCGCCCUGGUUACCGGCGACUACAUAAAUAACGAGCGGCCUCCAACUGCAGAGAGCGGCGGCCGUCGUCGUGACCGGAGAGAAUUAUCUCUUUGUUUGGUGGAUGUGUAGCCAAUAGGCGGACAUGUUUAGACUCAUGCUCAAUUGCUGCAAUUGGGUGAAACGUCAACGAGAACCUGUCAGGAAAAUGACUCUCGUGCUGUUGGGUUUGGAUAAUUCCGGAAAAACAGCAACUCUAAAAGGGAUUUUGGGAGAAUCACCAACAGAUACAGAACCUACAAUUGGUUUUUCAAGAGCUGAUGUAAUGAAGGGCAAAUACGACAUCACCAUCUUUGACGUGGGAGGUGGGAAAAACAUCAGAAAGAUUUGGAAGAGCUAUUAUGCAGACGCCUUUGGAAUUAUUUUUGUUGUGGAUUCCAGUGACAUUCGGAGAAUGGCAGAAGUUAAAAAGGUUGUGGCUGAAGUAGUAAAUGAUCCUAGGAUUGCUGGCAAGCCCAUCCUAGUACUGGCAAACAAACAAGAUUGUAAAGAAGCUUUAGGGGAUGGUGAGAUCAUCGAAUACCUUUCAUUGAAUAAAGUGGUCAAUAAGAAUAAAUGCUACACCCAUAUUGAACAAUGUUGUGCCAUUGUGGGAGACCAAAUACGUAUGGACGAAGGUGUUAGGAGAGGUCUUUCUUGGCUUUUGAACAACAUAGUAAAGAACUAUGAUAGCCUAGUAGAACGGGUUACAAAAGACGUAAGUGAGCGGACUGUAUCGGAAGAAGCCGAGAGACGAGAACGUGCAGUGAGAGUACAAAAAAUACGCGAUGAGAGAGAAAAGGAAGAAUAUCUGGGACAACCUGCAAAUCAGGAAGAUAGUGAUGAACCCGAUCAAAGCAAAAACCCCUUUCAACCCAUAUCCAAAGUCAUUAACUUGAAUGAAGGGAAGAUAGCGAAGCAAAAAAGGAAGCAAAAAGUAAAGUCUGCUGAAGAUUAUGUAUCAGACAAUGAAGCAGAAAAGGAAUUGCCCAAGGCCAUUGAAAUACAUACUGGGGAUGGCUUACAAAACCUUCAGCAGAUGAAAUCAGAUGUGUCAGAAGAUGAAGAACAAUUAACUGAUGUGUUACGAGGAGAUAAGAAUCAACAGAAAUUAAAAUUACGUGGGCUCAAAAAAUUCAAGAAGAAGCACUUGAGGAGAAGGAAUAAGGUAGAACCAGUCAAAGUAAAUGAUGAACCUGACGAAUCAAUUUCACGCGUUGUGCAUGGUAAUUAAAAAUCCUUUUGCUCCGACAUAUCCAUAAGGAAACAGCAAUUAAGUAGUCAUCAAAAAGAACAAAUGGAUUUGAAUAGUGUGCUCAGAGUAAAUGAGAUAAUACCUUGCAAUUGGUGAAUAAAAUUAUAGUUUUAUGUAUUAAUAAGACUGGUCAAUCCAGCUUUACCUCUUCCUUUCCCAACCCCCCUCUUUUUAAAAAAACAAACAAAAAAAAAAAAACAACAUUAACCUGACUUCUGUUUGUAUCUAUCGAGUAAUGUUGGGUGGUUCAAAUUUAUGCAGACCAUGAAGAACUGCAGUUGCUUUGUGUCUUUGGACCAAUUAAUAAGGGUGAUAAGAUAGGGAGGGGGAAAAUUCAUUCCGAUUUCAAAAUCCUAUUUAAUGAUCUAUACUGGAAAGUGUACGUCAUGAAUACAUUCUCUACCGAUACAAUAGGAAGAAUUUGAAUACGAGUGAUUUAUGUGUUUGCAAAGAUUUAUAUAUAACUGUAGCUUAGCGGAGCUUUUUAUUUUAAGAAGCAAAUUUGUGCUGGGGUAGGGGUAAAGAAGGAAUGUAGCAUUCUACUGUCCAAAUGAAAGCUCGAGAGCUUUAAUAUUGAGAAGCAUCAUUUUGAAAGCCACUUUUCUAUGUUUCUCACAUUUAAUGAUUCAAUGGUAAUUUAUUGUCUCAUGUACCUAGGUAGAGUGAGAUUGAUUUUUUGCAUACAGUUCAGUAACAAUCUUGUUGUAAGUGGGGCACAAUCAUACUUAAGUACAAUAGUGUGAGGUUAGUAGAUCACAGUGAGGCAUUACAGAGAGUUGCCAUGUUUCCAGCGACAUCUUGUGCCCUUCAAGUUCGGAGUUAUUAAACAUGUGAGAGUCUUAACUUGGCCAUAAAGGCUCAUUGUCCAGGCGGUGGCAGUGGGUUGGAGUUGCAGGGGUCAGCCUGACCAAGCGAUGUGUCGAUGCCCUCCACCGUUGCUCCGCCGCUCCGUGCCAAUGCAGGCUGCAUCUGAUCCACACGCAUGGCCAUUUGGAGCGGCACCUGAUCUAAUUGAGCCCAGGCCUCCAGCGGCCCACUCUUGCCGACACAUCGAUCCGGAACACGUCGACCCGCGAACACGCCAUCCCUCGCCUCACACGACCACCACAUCUCAGCCUCCAUGCCCAAUGGCGCCUCCCAGGCAGCUGACCUUGGAACACCCGGAGCGCCUCCAAGUGCACGGGAGGUAGACGAGUUACUUCCAAAAUUCUCAGAGCUCCAAGACUUGAAGUUUGCUAUGAAUCUGAACUUGAACAUUGCAAUCCGCCAUUGCCACCGUUGCAAUCAAGCUCGAAAUUAACCUCUGAUACCUGGGUUACCAUCUAACUGUAUGGAUGUGAUAAGAAUAAUUUUAGAUAAAUGCACAUAGAAUUGAUAAGAAAAAAUCAAAUUGGAUAAGACUUUUUAGAUCUACCAUCAAUUUGGACAAGAAUUGACUAGUGCCCCAAAAUACAAACUUCUGUAUUCUGCAUUGGACGUCAUUGUAUCGAAACAGCAUUGUGUACAGAUAUAUUAGGUAUCUGGCAUAUUUUACAAUCUUGGUGAAUGGAACAGAUGUGAUGAUACACUAUGGAUACACAGACGUGAUGAUACCUUCUACAUGUGCCUAGAACACUUUAUAUCAUUUGAGUUUAAGGACACCCACUGAAACAUUAGUAACAUUAAUUUUUUUAUAUAGAACAAAGCGUUUUGAAGUCAUUUGAGCAAAAUGCCUUUUGACAAAUCUUUACAGAAAAUACAAUGUAGUCAGAUUAAUUUUGUUUUGAACUAUAACUGUGUCGAUUUGGUUAGGCAAGAUGCUCAAGUAGUCUUAAAUUUAUCUCUACUGGCUACUUUAAAUUUAAAAAAAAAGCAACAAUUAUUUACUACCUAAAGCACAAAGUUUAAAAAAUAAAAUAUAAAUAAUUUGCAUAAUUCCCUUAAACUGUUGAACUGCCCCUAUAACACGCAACUAAUCUCAGUUGUUGAUUGCUGUAACCCUUGUCUUCAAAGACUCUUCCCCGUCAAUUUGAAAAUGUAUCACAGUAAUGUUGAUUAAAGUUAAAAUAAUUAAUAAGCAUGCAGCUUUGACUUUCUGAGAUGAUAAACCUAUUUUUCAGGCGGACUCCUAAAGUAUUGUUUUAAACAACAUUUGGUUAAAUCAUUUGUAUAAUCUAUUCAGUCCCUUAAACUUGAACUGCCUCCGAAAAACCUCUCAACUGCUGCAAAAGUUAUCACAGUUUAUGACCGCGGUAACAUUGCAGCAUUUACCCCAGUUUUUGAUUUUUGAUAACACUGCCACAGUUAUCCCAGUUUUGGAUUACUGUAACUGCAAAAUUUGUCUCAUUUUUUUAUUUAUUGUGGUAACACUUGUCUUUAAAGAUUAUCAACCCCUUCAAUCAGCUAUAUUGAUUAAGUUGAAGUAAGAAUUAAUAUGGAUGUAACACCGACUUUCAGAUAUGAUUAAUCUGUUUUUGCAGUGGACACCUUUAUAAUUUGGGUAUGUCAGUAGUCAUUAAUGGUAUGUCAUAUUCAGGGUUUAUUUUCAUAAUUAAACUGUCCAUAAUAUUCCAUUGUUAUUUUAUUUUCUUGUUUGAAAAAAUCAUUACACAUUUGUCAAAAUGAUGUGCUGGAGGAACAGUCUCUGUCCCAAACAACAUUUGUAAAAAAA
Molecule: messenger RNA, 4106 nt
Organism: Amblyraja radiata (thorny skate)
Lineage: Eukaryota; Metazoa; Chordata; Chondrichthyes; Rajiformes; Rajidae
Product: ARF like GTPase 13B
Exons: 11
Coding region: 308-1435 (375 amino acids)
Biological process (GO): receptor localization to non-motile cilium; non-motile cilium assembly
Cellular component (GO): ciliary membrane; non-motile cilium
Molecular function (GO): GTPase activity; GTP binding
Source: RefSeq, a predicted model, not a curated record